AUCGGUGCCACCAUCCGUCAGCGCAUGAUCGGAGCACGGGGCUCCGUCGCCGCCCGGCCGCCAGUUACUCCGUCGCCGCCGAACAAAACGCGCGCUUCCGCACUAAGUCACCCCCACAAAGAACCCAACACAAUUAUGACUGACAUCGCCCCUCAAACCACAAGACCCCAACGAAUCAAGUGAAAGAACACCACCCCUCGCUUUACUAUGCAAAGAACAUUCUAAAUACCGCAAUUUGUGAAGUUAUAUCGUGACUGUUUACACCUGUGCCCAAAAUGAUUCAAGACACUGAUGCAACAGCUCUGGCUGAAAGGAUAGCAGCAUUCAAAAGCGAUCCGCAGAAACUACGCGAAGCCACAGAGUUCGUAGACGAACUCAUCCAACAGGCCAAAAAAGAGGCUGAGCUUAAACAAAAAGAGAAAGACAGAAGUAAAUUCGAUGUCCAGGACCCUGCUGCGGGUAACCUGAAGAGGCGUCUCGGCCGGGCGCGAGGUUUUGUGCUCCGCAUGUUCGACGCCCUAUGUAAUUGUACGCAGACCGCCGCUGCAGCAGCAAGGACCACUGCUCGCAACAACCCGUUCACUAAGCGCUAACCCGAUCACAUCUCACCAAACAAGAACAAUCGAGAAUGCGGCAACUUUAGUAGCGAAUCAUAUUCUAAAUUUAAAUAUUUUAUUUGUUUUUUUAAUUUGAAUUCCGGCCACUUUUCCAGCGAAUGAAUUUCCAUUGAACAUACUGGCUGGUGAUAAACUAAUUUACUAUUACAUGUAUGAUGAGUAUGGAUCUUAUUGUAUUACAUCCAUCAUACGCAGAAAGGUAUAAAAAAAUAUAUACUGAUAAUACUAUUAUAGGUACCAUCCAUAUUAAUCAGUAAAAUAUUUUCAGAUAAUCAUUUUAAAUGUAAUUCAAAGAAUUUAAAAUAAUAAAUUAAAAAAUUGGCUAAUAGAAAAACAAUAAAGUGUCAGUAUUCUCAUCAAAUAAGUAACUCUUGGAUCAAAUAUACUACUUAAGAAUUAGUAUUUUAUAGAUACUUAAAUAAAUACUUAGAUAUAUAUAAAAUACUUGAUACUUUUGUAAUAAAACGAUUGAUAUAAUCGCAUAUCGAUAAGAAAAGUUGAAUAAUAUAUUAUCUAAAGAUGAUUGAAAUACGAAUAUAAAAAAAGUUAAGUAAUGCAACAUACGCGCAUAUCUUCCUUGUGCAUGUUAAAAAAAACUAUUAGUGAUUUCUUAAAUUUUGUGGUACUAAUAAAUUGUUUUUUUAGACGUGUACAAGUGUCCCCUUGCUUUGUAGCUGCUCGCAGCAGUGUCGCAGCAAUAGGUAGACGUGUAACCUAACUUCCCAAAAAUUGGUGUAAAUUCCUUGGGUGGCUCUGAAUCUCUGAUCUGAUUGCGCUUAAAGGGUUAUAUAUUUAAUACCAAAUACAUAUUUAAAGUAAGUACAACUCAUAUAUAUAGAUGCCAUUAGCAACCUUGGUAUUUGUUGUGUCUGUUAUGCUAUCAUGAGAAAAAUUUAAUUAUCUACCUAAUUUAUAUCCUUUGUGCUUAUAGUACACCUAUGACGGUGUCGUUUUUGUUUGCUAUAAUAUAAUUGUGUAAGUUUCGCGGAUUUAUCUUGCAAACUCUUUUCUGGUAGCGCCAUCUUGUUUGGUAUCACUGAAAAUCAGGGCUCUUCGUCACGGCACAAGCUGAGUGGUACCUUUUGUAGCAUAUUUAAUGUACCUACCUUUGUAAUAUUAACAUUUUGAUAAUAUUAACAUUUCCUGUGAUGUAUAUUAGUACCUAUGUUAUGAAUACAUUUAUUUCUAUUUCUAAAUAAAAAAAAGCGGGACCGUAAAUUCUGGAUUUAUAAAUCUGGACGCUCUGGCCCCAACCCUGUGAAGCGUUCUUUAGCUGUGCCUCUAUGAAUUACACUUCUCAAUGGUCAGAGUAGGUAUAAUAAGUUAGGGCCACCCACAACCCUUGUGGUCUUCCUGUAGUCUCUUUAAAAUUAAUAAUACAACAUGAUGUAUUUUGAUCGGUGUGAAGACGCUUAUAGUUCGUAAGACAUGUAUUUAGCAAUAUUAAGGAACUUUACUGUAUCAAACCCUACGUGUGUAUACUGUCCAAUCUACCUAAGCCUUUUUGAAUGUUUAUAAUUAGUUGUAUACAAAUAUAUUGGAUUUUUAAGUUCUUUCUGAACAGAAUUGUUUCACAGUUAUCGUACAAGAGUUAAAAAGACCUUUCGAAAGAUUAAGGAUAAUAUAUAAGUACUUAUGUAAUAUUUAAACUUAAAAGGUAGUAGUAUUUUUCGAUGGGUAAUGGGUCAAAAAAUUCAGUGUAGCGCGUGCGUAGCACAAAUUAAAAAUAAUAAAUUGUUAAGUCGUUUUUCAACAGAGUAUGUUUUGGCCAGAAAACGGUUUUUAUAAGUUAGGUUUUAUCCUAUAAUGAAACGAAUAAUUAAACCAAAACCUACCUAGUUACAAUUUAUUUAAUUUAGCUAGUUAUUGAUAAAAUAUUUUCGAUACAGGAGUUAACUGUGUGUUGUGCUGAAUAUUGUGCCGCCUACAUACUAUCGACGAACUUACUUAGACAGAUACUUACUUGUCAGAUUGCAGACGACAUGCAAGUUCUUUCGUUUACCGAAAUGAAAAACCAGCAAUGUAUGCCGAAUUCGCCAAGUUCGGCGAACAGUGUGGAGCCGACAUUAAAAAGCAAUGGAUCAGUUAACGCUCAAUAUUUUGUAUUUUUCGUAUUAUUUUAUUAACUUAAGUAUAUCUAAAUUUUCUAAAGGUUACUGUAAUAAUCAUAUAUUAAGGAUUUGUAAGUUUAUUGAAUGUAGAAAAAAAAUAAUGUGUAAGUAGAUUAUGUCUUUAAGAGCCAUUAUGCCCUAUUGCGAUGACGCAGCACGUUGUAGCUCCGUUGUUUUCUAUAGGUUUUGACACGACGUACGUUAACGUACAUCGAAAUUUCAUAAAAUUUCUACGCCAUUCGUGUUGUUUCUGCGUUGAUCCGUCGACGGACAUGACGGAGCGUAACGGAGAAAUGGGGCAAUGGCUCUAAAGAGAUAAAACAUUAUCUAAAUUUUACAUAAAAUAAGAGCUUGUAUCUCUCUCACGUGGAUUGAUAAUAAAAAAAUUGUCUUAUUUUUUGUGAAGUAUUUGACUAACAAAACCUAUAAAAUUCUUCUACAUACCUAUUUAAUGUGGAUUUGUCUGUGUUAAUAAAUGUUAAAUGUGAUAUCCUGCCUGUAAUCUUCACUUCCGGUGUAAACUUAACCGGUAUUCUCAGAUUAAAUCAUUUUGUAAAUUAA
Molecule: messenger RNA, 3289 nt
Organism: Plodia interpunctella (Indianmeal moth)
Lineage: Eukaryota; Metazoa; Arthropoda; Insecta; Lepidoptera; Pyralidae
Exons: 3
Coding region: 276-593 (105 amino acids)
Source: RefSeq, a predicted model, not a curated record